Rhincodon typus (whale shark) is the source of this 4839-nucleotide messenger RNA. Its product is annotated as caspase recruitment domain-containing protein 11-like. Bases 1 to 2841 code for a protein of 946 amino acids. The transcript is spliced from 20 exons. The record is from RefSeq and is a predicted model, not a curated record. Lineage: Eukaryota; Metazoa; Chordata; Chondrichthyes; Orectolobiformes; Rhincodontidae.
AUGAUUCUUCUGUCUGUUCCCACAGUGGAAGAAGGUUAUGAGGGGCUGACGCAGUUCCUGAUGAGUGAGGCACUCAAGGUGCAGAAGCAACUGAAGGACAAAGCUGUGGAGAUCCAUAAACUGCACAGCAAGUGCGAGAUGCUGCAGGAGAGUAACAAGCAGCUGAGCCACGAUCACCUGGAGCUCAGGAACCUUCAGGAGCGCUACAGCAAGCUGAAGGAGGAGUUUAACCUGCACAACAAUGAGCUGAACAAGAUUAAGGAGGAGAAUUACCUGCUUGCUCUGCGCUACGCCCAGCUCAACGAGGAGAAAAGCAUGGCUGUGUCGAGGAGCCGGGAGCUCCAGCUGGAGACUGACCAGUUGAGAUGCAAACUGUACGGAAUCGAGGAGGAGUGUCUGAUGGCCCGCAAUCUCUCCCACAAGCUGAAGAAAGACAUGGAGAACAUGCCGAGCAGACAGAGCAUCAUACAACUGCAGCAUGACAAUGACCAGUUACAGACCACAGUCUAUGAGCUCCAACACUUUGUGCAGGUAAGAAACAAUCUCCCCAGCACAGAGAAGGCUCUCCUGGAUAUCAUGGAUCAGGAUCGGAAGGAAGCUCUUGAGGACAGACAGGAAUUGGUUCAGAAGUUUCAUAACACUGCCAUGGACCUACAACAGGCGGAGGAACUCCGAGACAAGUACCUGAAAGAGAAAGAAGAACUUGGACUCCAGUCUGCGAUGCUCCUGAAAGAGUGCCAGAUGCACAAGCGAAGGAUUGCCAGCAUUUUACAACAACUGGAAGAAGUGGAGAAGGAACGAGACAAGGCGCUAAAGGCUCGUGAUGAGGCACAGACUGCUUAUGCCCAAAGCAUGCUUGAUAACAGCAGGUAUCGGAGGCAGAUAUGGGCAAUAGAAGAGAAAUUGGACAACCUUCAGAUGGAGCUAACAAGGAAAGAAGCCAAGAUUGGGACCCUACAAUCCCAGCUCCACCAACUGCGAGAGGGCACCAGUACUGUGGACUAUUUGGAUUGCUGUGACCUGCUGAGCAGCCGCUUAAAUAUUAUUGACUAUCCUGAGGACUGGAACUGCACAGACCACGAGCAAGAGACGUUUCCAAAGUUCAGCAGACGCCAUUGCAUAAAGAGAUUGGAUUCAUCAAUGACGCAGAGCAGGGAGCUUCCAGUGAGUGAAUAUGGUGAAGAGCUAUCCCCAGUGGAGCUAUUGUGGAGCGAUAUUGAACAAGAGAGGGAGAUGAAUAGAUUCUCGAUGAUGGCAUUCCCACCUUGCAAAGAAUCUUUGAUGCGUCGUCUGAAGCAGGAGGAACCAGCCGGCAGGUUUGAAUCUUGGCCAAUCAGUAGCUCGAUGGAGAAUGAGGACAGCAGUCCAGAUGAAGGUCACUUGCUCAGCCUAUCCGUCGCUCCCAGUUUGUUUGGGGCCAGAUUUCACCCACCGUCAGAAGAUCCCAGCCGUGUGGCCGUCAGUGAUCAAGACAACAGAAAGGAAAAGAGGAUGCAUAUUCUCUCCCUAUCACUGCCUGAUCUCACCAACACAAUGAACAGCAUCAAACACGACCGUGAUGAUGCCUUCACCCCUGGGCCCAAUGAAUCUGCUACCCUCACCCAGGAGAGCUCCGAGCUGGACAAGCUGGAAGAUGAGACAAGGCACAGAAUACCGCGGCGCAACUGUACCAGGAAGGGCGCGCAGUGGAACGUCAGGAAGAGCUGUGCGGCAGAUCCCCUCGGAAAUCAGCAGAAUGAAGAAGGUUAUAGGAGGCUUGAGCGGGUCCUGGAAGAUGAGGAGUCAAUGCCUGACGGUUCGUUCUACAUCCGGGUCAAUUUGAACAUCCUCGGCCAUGUGGAUAACUGCUCGCUGCAGGUGAAGUGCGACGAGAUCUUGCACGUCCUGGACACCGGCCGACACACCAAAUACGAGUGGCUUUGUGCCCGAGUUGACCCAUUUACCAAGAAGGAUCUGGAACAUGGAACCAUCCCCAGCUACAGCAGAGCUUACCAGCUCCUCCUGCUUAAAAUCUACGCGCUGACAGCGAACGUUCAGGAGAAAGAGAGGGAGAAAAAGUUUAUGAAGAACAACGUUAAAGUGAAGAAGGUGUGUUCUGAUCGAGUGAGGAUUGUGCCUGCCAGUCUUCCCCCGUAUCUGCCCAGUGCCAGUAACCCGUCUCUCAGAUCCUGGCAUGAAAAUAAGGAUGAAAAGAUCCUGCCAUACAGCCUGGUUCAGCCAAUCACCGUCCACCAAAAAAGGCCGGUUAUCAUCAUGCCUACAGUGUUGGCCAAAGCUUUGAUGGACUGUCUACUCCAGGCUCCACCCGCAUCAGACUUCAAUAUGGUGCAGCCAGAAAUUGUCACUGAAGAGCAGCUGAAGACAAAGACACGGUUCUCUUUGCAGAAAAUCAGGAAUCAGGCCAACUUUGAGUGCAUUACGUUCAAAACGAUCAAAGAUGUUAUAGCCAAGGACAAACAUGGCUUGCUGCCAAUAGGAGUGCACUCUGCUAAGGACCUAGUUGCGGAGAAGAUCUACACCAUCAUUAUUCAUAUCAAAGUGACCACAAAAAACAUUAAGAAACUAAGGAAACUGGCUCCAAAGUCCUGCAGCAGCGACGACGAGUUUCUGAAGCUGUACCGCAUCGAACAGAAGCACUUAGAGUCAGUGCCAUGCCUCUCUGCCACCGUGGAGCCCAACACGUGGACCAACGUCGAGGAGCUCAUCAAAGUAGUGAAGACCAGUGUCUUCCAGGAGCAGCAGAAGAUUGUCUGGAUUGAGGAGAACAAGCUACUGCCAGACCUUGAGAGCUCAUCACCAGCUGAACCAACGAGCCAGCCAUAUGUUUCGAGUUGCCUGUAGUGGGUAUUUGAUGGAGGCUGCCCAGCAUACAAUAGGCAGGAGAUCCACUCUUGGUAGAUCCUGAACUCUGACACGAGGUCUUAAACCCACAACAGAACGGUUAACCAACCAGUGAAUACCCUUAGAACAAGCUUUGGGAGUUCAGGGUUGUGCAGUUCUAAGGAUAGAACUGGGGCAGUGUAAGGGGGAUUCCUGAGCUCUACCUGGCUCCUAUGUUGGGAAUACCUGGGACCCUCUUCAAUCACACCGGUAGGGUAAACUUUGUAUUAUGGCUGGGGAGAGUUCAGGCAAACCACAUGACCAUUUUUUUUAAUAAGAACAGAUUAUUGGAUUUCAGAGAACUAACUCCAGCAUCACUGAAAAAGUCAAAGUUAAUUUCACGCCACAGUAUUUUCUUAUAACACUAAUCGAGCUACACUGUUACCCAAGGAGACAAAACAUAUUGUGUCCAUGUGAAGUGGAUUUAUCACUCACAACUGAAUGGCCUACCGACCACCAAAAUCACCAUGGCUUUUUAGUUUGCCUUUUUUAAAAACACUACUACAUGUGAAACGGGGUUAGAACACACAGCGACCCAGGUGCACACAUGCAUUUCAGUGACUAGUUUAAAGUCAUGCACACAGUAUUUAUUUUUCUAUAACAUUUUGAAUUUAUAUUUUAAGCUGUACUUCAAAAAACUAAGACUGAGGAUAAUUUGGAGUAUACACUGCUAUGUAGCAGAGGAAUCUUAAUGCAAGGCAGAUGGAGGAGAUUCAAGGCAAUAAUGUUAUUGUUAUGCUGUAAUGUUUACAUGGCACAGUGUCUAUUGCAAGUGUGAUAUUUACAAUGCAAACAGUUGACUCUGAGAACUGUGAAUGAUGACAUUAGGAGGCAAAGUUUUCUAGAUAUUGUAAAAAUAUUUUGCAGGAUGAUCUUAUUGUUGUGUCUUUGGCAUUCCAGUUGAUUAUUGAUCUGUUUUGGAUGUACAGACAGCAUUAUUGGACUCAUAUCUGAUUCUUAUCCAGGCUGCAAUUAUUCUUCAAUAAGAUUUGAUUCCAGCACCGAGUUUGAUGUGACCAUGGCCACUAAUGGUAGUUAAAUUACCACUACACCCUUUAGCUUUGAACCCCCCUGUAAACUUAUAUUUCUAUCCUGAAGAUGCCUCUUGGGGUUUCAGGCCCAAACCCUUUCCUGAUUGGUCAUCUGCUCAAUAAGCUCAGGUAUAUGAGUCAUUCAGCUGUGGUAGGCAUCGUUGCAAAGUCUGAUCCCAUCCACCCCUGCAGGGAUAAAUAAUAUCGUGGACCGACAGCUCAGCAAAAUCUUCAGCCUAAUUCGCAUCCAACUCUUAAAUCCAGUGGGGCAAAUGAAGCUCAUUUAAACACCUUGACAAUGGGAUCAAAUGAGAACAACAUCAUAGAAUCCCUGCAGUGUGGAAGCAGGCCGUUCAUACCCAUCCAGUCCACACCAACCCUCCAAAGAGCAUCACUCCCAGACCCACUCCUCACCCUAUCCUUGCAAACUCACAUUUCCCAAGGUUAACCCACCUAGCCUGCACACCCUUGAACGCUACAGGCAAUUUAACACAAUCCACCUAAUCUACACAUCUUCAGACUGUGGGGGGAAACCCACACAGACACAGGGAGAACAUGCAAACUCCACACAGACAGUCGCCCGAGGGUGGAAUCGAACCCAGGUCCUUGGCACUGUGAGGCAGCGGUGCUAACCACUGAGCCACCGUGCUGCCUAUUAAUGCAGCCUGUUCACAUGACUUGGUAUGACAGUGGGCUAUGUAUUCAAUCUUUCCCGUAUCAGAAUGAGAACACUGUAUGUGAACUCCAAAAUAAAAAGUAGAUUUCAUUGUCAAGAAAACUACAACUGCUGCAGGCCCACAGAUGGAAUACAUUCUGUGGACUUAUUAAUCAUUCAACUCCCCCAGUUGGAUGCUGUAUUGUAAUAUAAGCUGUGAAAUCAAGAGCAAAGUAUCCAUGUUUACAUUAAAUAAAUACUUUUGCUAAUUGA